AUGGAGACCCUAUCUGUCGAGAUAGUCAUAAAGAUACUUGAAAAUCUCUCAAAAGAAACCCUGAAGGUCGUUCGAUUGACUUCGAAAGAGCUGAGUGCUCUGGCUUCGCCGCUCCUCUUCAACAGAGUAUAUGCUUCGUCCCAUCUUCAUGACCUGGAAGUGCUCUCUUCAAUCUCUCGACACCCAGUCCUAAGCCUCCACGUUCGGGAAAUUGUGUUUUGUGGAAUGUUCUUCCAUUCCUCCGGCAUAAAAACAAACAACAAAUCGAUUCCGGAAGAUGAUUUGGAGAACGGCCGUCAAUACUAUAAAAGCCGCCUUGACGAGCAAAAUGAAACUCUGUCUAGUAAAGAGGAUCUCGUGAUUAUCUCCACGGCUCUUGCAAGGAUGCCUAAUAUCCAAAUGGUUGUGCUCACAAACCACUGGCUUCCUACAAGAGAUCUUUUGAAUCAUUGCGAUUACGAAACUAGGGUUUAUGGGCCGGAGGGUCAAUACGGGGAGGGUCCAUACGGGGAUGCGAGAUCCGGUGGACCAUUAUCUCGUUGUUACCCUCGUUUUGCUGAGAAGCCUGAUGGAUGGCAACAGUUUAUCCCGGGAAAAAUUAGCAAGUACAUACGCAUCGACCACGGUUUUACGGUUAUGUGUCAAGCGCUGUCUAUCGCCCAGGUACCAGUCCAAAUGCUCUCGAUCGAUUAUUCUGAUCCAGUGAUGAUGGAUACGGCUGCGAUACCAGGCAUUUAUGUUGGCUCGUUCUGUGUAACAUUACGCAUGUUGAACCAUUUCAUCAAUGCCUUUAGACAUCUUCGGAAGAUGUCUUUCAGUCUCUUCCUAUACGGUUUCGACCAUGAUUGUGAUAUGAGUGAUGAUAUGGAUAACCAUACUGACGAGUGGCUGGCGCUGAUGGAAGGGAAUGUGGCAAAAGUAUUCACCGCAGCCACCGACUUGGAAGAGUUGGCUAUCGAUUUUACCGAUAAAAUGCAUCGCAUAACAUUAAAUAACUUUUGGGGUGAUCAUACCUGGCAUCGCCUUCGUUCACUUAAGCUCUUUCGCAAAAGAAUGUACCAAAAUGAAAUGGUUGAAUUAAUACGUCGCCAUUGCAAGACACUCGAGGUUCUGCAUCUCUAUUCUAUCGUUAUUCACGGUGGGGGUUGGCCAGAGGUAGCAGAUGUCAUGCGAGAAUGCGUUGCUCUACGGUCACUCUCUUUUGGUCGCCUAGGAGAGCGAGUGGACCAUAACAAUGUUAAACCAGUUAUAAUAGAGAACUUGGAGGAAUAUGUUCUUCGCGGUGGGUUAGGCCCGAUCUACGAUCCAGAUUACCGCCCACAGACUCCGAUUUGCGCAUCUCUAGAUUAG
Histoplasma capsulatum G186AR is the source of this 1350-nucleotide messenger RNA. RefSeq lists its product as uncharacterized. Lineage: Eukaryota; Fungi; Ascomycota; Eurotiomycetes; Onygenales; Ajellomycetaceae. Bases 1 to 1350 code for a protein of 449 amino acids. The record is from RefSeq and is a predicted model, not a curated record. The transcript has a single exon.